Molecule: messenger RNA, 597 nt
Organism: Rhodamnia argentea
Lineage: Eukaryota; Viridiplantae; Streptophyta; Magnoliopsida; Myrtales; Myrtaceae
Exons: 2
Coding region: 164-355 (63 amino acids)
Source: RefSeq, a predicted model, not a curated record
ACUUUUUUCUAUUCGAUGCUUCGUUUCUUCUUCGGAUUGUUCUGCGCGGUAUGUUGGCCAGCUGAAGAAUCUUCGGUUCGACGAUGAUAAUCAGUUCGCGGGAUUGAUGGCUCUGACAUUUGUCGUUCUUUCAUGUUUCCGUUGAUUAGAGGUGCACCAAGACAUGGCAGUUAAACCCACAGUUGCAUUGAGGGCUAUCCUUGUUGGGGGUAUAGCUGCAUUUGCAAAAAUAGGUGGCGCUAUGAAGGCAGCAGGUGGUGUCAAGUUGGGGGCAGCCGCAGCUGCAGUGACGGCUGCUGCAACUGCUGCCGUGAGCUCUAAGCCGGAUCAGAAAGAUGCUCCCCGUCAAUCCUGAAGCCUUCUUUUGCUUCUGCAGCCGGGAGGAGAUCUUUGUAGCAUAAUUGUCCUUGGCAUAGAGGUUUUUUCUUUUUGUUCUGUUUUUGAGGUUGCUCCUGUGAGCUGUUAGAAAAGCUGUUCUUGUCCAGGAUCAAGCCAAAUUUGUACUUAGAUGGUGAGAAAGGUCUUGAAAUAAGAUUUGCUCUGACUUGUACUCCAGGUAGGUCAUUGAAAUAGAAAGCAAUUAUUUUUCUUCUUUGA